Molecule: messenger RNA, 839 nt
Organism: Apaloderma vittatum (bar-tailed trogon)
Lineage: Eukaryota; Metazoa; Chordata; Aves; Trogoniformes; Trogonidae
Gene: GOLM1
Product: golgi membrane protein 1
Exons: 6
Cellular component (GO): Golgi apparatus
Source: RefSeq, a predicted model, not a curated record
AACAUUUGAAAGAGUUACAGACAGAAUAUGGAAAGCUACAGUCGGAUGUUUAUUGGUUUCAGAAGAACCAGACUAACCUUCAGAAGAAGUUCUCAUAUGAUCUGUCACAGUGCAUCAACAAGAUGAAAGAAUUUAAAGAACAAUGUGAAGAAAGGAUAGAUGAGCUUACAAAAAAGAAUAAUGAAGUACCACAAAUCAAAGAAAAUAAAGACUUCUCAAAAGAUUCCAAAAAAGAUAGCCAGGUCAGUACUCAGCAGCCAGAUGUGAAGCAAGCGGAGCUCAAGCAGGCUGAUUCAGAACAGCCAAAACCCACUGAAAAUGUACCUAAAGCAGUACCUACGGUAGAAAAGACAGACCCACUGCAGACUAAAGAACGUAUAAAUAGCCUAGCUGACAUCAGAAAACAGGAGCCUAAGGUAGAAGAGGAGAAGCUUUCCAGUCAACUGAAAAAAACACAGGAUUCAUUCAAUGCUGCUGGAGAUCAUAAGGAUUUACUGCCUGAGUCAGAGAAGGAGCUGAAUCCAUCUGAAGAUGAAAAGCUUGUAAUUGGGCAAGACACAUCACAGCUAGCAGCAGAGCAGGCUGCCAGCGAGGAGAUUGAGAGGGAGCAGCUCCUAAGUUACGAUGCAAAGCAGGAUGACUCGCCCCCUGGGAAGGCUGACAAACAAGACCGUGAAGCACUGAACCAGGACAAGGAUGUUGAUUACAAUUUAGAUGAGAAUGAAGCUGAAUCAGAAACGGACAAGCAAGCAGAACUUGCAGAGAUUGAAAAUGUUCAGAAUUCUGAAGAUGGGAAAAACCACUUAUCUGAGCACAGUGAAGAACGGCAGAGGUUGUGA